Molecule: messenger RNA, 1012 nt
Organism: Culex pipiens pallens (northern house mosquito)
Lineage: Eukaryota; Metazoa; Arthropoda; Insecta; Diptera; Culicidae
Product: iodotyrosine deiodinase-like
Exons: 2
Coding region: 125-928 (267 amino acids)
Molecular function (GO): oxidoreductase activity
Source: RefSeq, a predicted model, not a curated record
AGCCAAGCGCGGUCGCAUUCGCCUAAUCGCGCACUCUGCCACAAAAGUAGAUAAACCUAGUCUUGAAUUUUGCAUCGUGCGAUAAGGGCGGCGCGUUGUUCGAGUUGGUUAAUUUUUGUUUGCGAUGAGCCUCGCCGAACGGGUUAUUCUCUUCUGCUGGACGUACAUCUUCCCGAUCGUGGUCGUCGUUUAUCUUUCGAUCGUUUUGUACGAGUUCCUUCUGCAUGAAAGAAGAAAGAAGAGGAGGGCGAAAUAUCUUCCGAAGGAAGACGAAGGGGAAUUUAAUGAAUCUAGAAAUUUUAAAGGCAUCGAAUGGAAGGACUCCACUCUACCUACCGAGCAAGAGAAAAUAAAGAACAUCCCAUUCGCCGGUGCAACGGCCACCCUGGACAGUGACCCGCUCAAGGCUGCCACCAGGUUCUACGAGAUCGCGCGCGAUCGCCGCUCGGUGCGCAUGUUUAGCAGCCAACCCGUUGACUUGGCGAUCAUCGAGCGGUGCAUCCUCGCGGCCGGAACUAGUCCGAGUCUUGGUCCGGAACCGUGGACGUUUUGUGUGGUGUCUGAUGGGGAGCUUAAAGCGCAAAUCCGGGAAAUGAUCGAGUCUGAAGGGAGUGAUGCAAGCAAGGAUUAUUUGACCGCGGCGCCACAUCUGGUUCUGAUCUUUGUGAAAAGUAGUUACGGGAGCAAGACGGAUUACGCUGAGGAGGCGACCUCGAUCGCGACGGGAAUUUUGCUGUGUGCGCUGCAAGCAGCCGGGUUGAACUCGCUAGUGACGACCCCGUUGAACUGUGUUCGGUUGGGGAAGCUUUUGGGUCGUUCGGUCGGCGAGAAGCUGCUAUUUCUGAUUUCGGUAGGGUACGCCGCGGACGAUUGUCAAGUUCCCGUUUCGAGACGCAAGCCGAUUGAGGAAAUUUUGGUGAAAUAUUGAUUUUCGGACGUUCUAGACUAUGUUCAAACGUCUCGAAUCGAUAGAAUAAACGUGUAUUCAAAUUAACAGAAACCUCAAAGCUCA